AGGCUGUGUCACCAUCAGUCUUGGUGAUGUCACCCAGUUGUUUUUCAUGGAUCCUGAUGAUAGUACUGCUUGAAAUUGUCCUUGUCGCCGUUUUCUUGAGGGAAGGAGCAACCAUCACUUUCUGCAGCAGCAGGAAAGCCCCACCCUGCUGUUCACAGAAAUUCUCAUUUCCUCCACCUCCCUCCAUCUGCACUUCAAAGAACACGAUGGGAGCAGUGAUAAAGCUGCACUGAAAGCUGCUCAUCUUUACUCAAAACCACAUAAAUCUUGGUCUUCAAGGCCACAGGGCCCUCAAAUAUUGGGUGGGUUUUGGUAAACUGGAAGUUUUCAAGGCUUUUCUGGCAGAAAGUAGAGCCAGCACCUUUUUUCCUGCAAAACGUGGUUAAGGCCUGUCAUUACAGGGAGGAGAAAAAUGACGAAGAAAAUCCCAAAACAGCCCUUUCUUCUCUCAAAGGAUGGUAUAAAGCUGAUUUUUUGGGGUGAUUAAUCUACUUGAUUAGGUGUAGAUCCUUAUUAAGCACCUUUUGUGUGUGAUAAAGUGAGGUUUUUGGCUUUAGCAUCCUCUGAAAGCUGCACAAAUCACUCGGUCUGGGCCUAAAUCUGGGCGCGCAGCAGGUGUUAAUCCCAAAUCUGAGGUGGAAACAAUCCCUGCAGCAGGAUCCAUGCUCAGCUCAGCAAUUAAUAGUGUUAAUAACGAAAUAUCUUAAUUUAGAGGUCCUGAAGCUGAUUUGAGUGGGUUUUUAGAGUUUCCCUUGGUUGCCCAAAGUCCUGGAAGCACAGGAUAGACAGUUCCAGAGAAGAGCAGAGGAAGUUGUUUUGCAAGAGAGACUUUGUCACAGCUCUGAGCAGGAUGAGUGUCAGUAAAUCCUUGAGCAAUCUCUUCCCAGAACAAGGAAACCACGAGGCAGAGGAACCUCGUGGAUCCUGGCUUCUUUCCUCGUUUGGCUCUGUAAGAAAUGGGGAUUUUUCAGCUUGGAUUCGAGGAAAUUUUUCCCCAGUGAAAGCUGAGGGUGUCAAUGUCCCGUGGCAGGGAUUAUCCUGCUCCAGGGAGAAUUCCCCACAUCCCUUUUCCCCAGGGGAUGGUUAGAUGACUCCACAGACAGACAUGGAGCAGUUUUGGGAUCCAUGGAUGAGGGCACGUUUCCCUGGAACAGCUGGCUGCUCAUUUCCACUGGGAAUAUUUCAGCAGGCUCGGAAUUGGGAUGCUCCCUCCUUCCUGCCUAUGGAAGCAACUCUUUUUUUUUCCUGCCUCCCUCCCUUCCCAAAAGAGCAGCCAGAUCCUGGUUUAUUUUUAAAUGCCUUCUGCAGAGUUAUUACUGCAAAAAGUCGCCUCAGGAGCUUGGGCCAGAAUUUGGUGCCUGAGUAAAGGGUGAGGAGUGAAUCCCCUCGGGAUUUCUCAAUUAAAACCACUCCAGGGCGUGAACUUGGAGCAAGUGACUCAUUUAGAGCAGGCUCCUCAGGCUGGGAGUUUAAAAGGGAAUUAGGCUGAGGUUUUAAAGGGAAUUAGGAUCCUUUUCAGUCAUUCAGAUCAUUCAGCAGCCCUUGGAGCAUUAAUGAGCAGAGCUUAGAUGUGGACUGGAGCUGGCACGACCAAGCUUGGGCCACGAUGGGCAUCCUGGAAUAUCGGGGUGUUCAUCUGCAUCCGCUGUGCCGGGAUCCACAGGAACCUGGGAGUUCACAUAUCCAGGGUCAAAUCCGUCAACCUCGACCAGUGGACGCAGGAACAGAUUCAGUGCGUGCAGGAGAUGGGGAAUGGCAAAGCCAAUCGUCUCUACGAAGCCUACCUGCCCGAGAACUUCCGGAGGCCCCAGACAGACCAAGCUGUGGAGAGUUUUAUCCGGGAUAAAUACGAGAAGAAGAAAUACAUGGACAGAAGCAUCGACAUCAACACCUUCAGGAAAGAAAAGGAUGACAAAUGGAAAAGGAGCAACGAGUCAGAAAGAAAACUGGAGCCCAUCAUCUUUGAGAAGGUGAAAAUGCCUCAAAAGAAAGACGAAACGCAGCAAUCCAGGAAAAGUUCUCCUAAAUCUGAGCCAGUCAUGGAUUUACUGGGCCUGGACGCUCCGGUGACAACGCCCGUCACCAACGGCCGGCCCAGCAGCCUGGAGAAGGACCUGGACCUCUUCGCAUCCGUGGGAUCCAGCUCGGACUCCAGGAAGGUCGUUGGUUCCAUGCCGACCUCUGGAAGCGCCGGCUCCGUUCCCGAAAACCUGAAUCUUUUCCCGGAGCCCGGAGGCAAAGGGGAGGAAGUGGGGAAGAAGCAGCUCUCCAAAGACUCCAUCCUGUCCCUGUACGGCUCCCAGACACCCCAGCCACCAGCACAAGGAGCGAUGUUCAUGGCGCCGGCUCAGAUGGGCUAUCCCGCCGCUCCCUAUCCCGGCUUCCCAGGAGUUCCCCCUUCCAGCAGCAUGAUGGGGGGCAUGAUGGCUCCAUCCGUGGGGAUGCUGGCCCAGCCCGGAGCCACCGGCAUGGUGACACCCAUGGCCAUCCCGGCGGGAUACGUGGGGAACGUGCUGGGCGUUCCCAACGGGAUGAUGGGGGCCCAGCAGCCCGGAUACGUGGCCGGAGUGGCCGCGGUGCCCCAGCCCGUGUACGGGGUCCAGCCAGCGCAGCAGCUGCAGUGGAACCUCGCCCAGAUGACCCAGCAGAUGGCUGGGAUGAACUUCUACGGAGCCAACGGAAUGAUGGGCUACGGACAGUCCAUGGGAGGAGGAGGAGGAGCCCAGGGCAGCAACCCCUCCCUCAGCUCCCCGCUGUGGAAAUGAGCCCUCGCCUCGUGACCGUUUCUGCCUUUGUUCUGUUCUCCAAACCUGCUCCAUGAGACAUUUGGGGUUUUUGCUUUUGGGUUCGGGGGGGCCCAGCCCAACCCAACCCGAAUGGGGUUUUUUUUUCCAUCCCUGAGCUCCAUCUCUGCCUUUCUCACUGUCACAGCCGCGGGGACAGCUCGGUGAGCAGGACACGAGCGCGCCGUCCUCAGCACAGUCAAUGCACACGGGGAGGGGACCCCUCCCUGCACAAAGCUCCACCAGAGCUCCUGGGUAGCACUUGAUGCCCUGCUGGGCACCUGGGCACAGCUGGGACUGGGAAAUCUGGACUUAAUCCCACCUGGAAAGCUGGGAUUUCUCCCUUCAACUCCAGUGUUAACAGAUUUUUUUUUGGGGGGGGGAAAAGGGUGGGGAACCUCGUUUGGUGCUGAGGGACUGGAUUUAAGCCGAGCCUAGGGGCAAGCGAGCCUUGCUACCUCCUCCCUCGAGCGGAGCUCUCCCUGCUCCCACCCUCCUCGGAACCAAAGUCCUGUCCCUCCCCCCCGAGCAAGCAGGAAUCUCGCCUGGAGUGGGGACAAAGCUGAUGGAAUGUGAAAAACUUGCACUCCAGAGGGAAUUUUUCUGGCUGAUGCUGGGAUUUGAUGGGAUUUCACUUUUAACAAUCUAACCAGAGUUAACUUCUCCAGGGCCCAGAGCCCCUCUGUGAGUUUUCUUACACUUUUAAAAAGAAUGACUCUGACAUCCUAAUUUAUACUUUUUUUCCUUUUUUUUUGGUCGUUUUUUUUGGUUGGUUUUGUUCUGUUCUUGUUGUCGUUGUUCCUGUGUAAUCCUGGUUCCCCCCACCCCUUUCCUGGCUCGCUUGGGACAUUUUAAUCUUAGGCAGAUUUCUUUUCUCAUCUCCAGUAGAACCCAAAACUGCUUCAAAAGUCAGCAACAAGUCAGACUCGUGGUCUGCUCUCUCCUGUGGAUAUGUAAAUUCCCAAAUAAAACAUUGCAGUGGA
Messenger RNA from Corvus hawaiiensis (hawaiian crow), 3766 nucleotides. RefSeq names its product small ArfGAP2 (gene SMAP2). Lineage: Eukaryota; Metazoa; Chordata; Aves; Passeriformes; Corvidae. Bases 1569 to 2765 code for a protein of 398 amino acids. Gene Ontology annotation, molecular function: GTPase activator activity. The transcript has 10 exons. The record is from RefSeq and is a predicted model, not a curated record.